Molecule: messenger RNA, 2393 nt
Organism: Myxozyma melibiosi
Lineage: Eukaryota; Fungi; Ascomycota; Lipomycetes; Lipomycetales; Lipomycetaceae
Product: kinase-like domain-containing protein
Exons: 2
Coding region: 271-2085 (604 amino acids)
Biological process (GO): protein phosphorylation
Cellular component (GO): cytoplasm; nucleus
Molecular function (GO): ATP binding; protein serine/threonine kinase activity
Source: RefSeq, a predicted model, not a curated record
ACAUCACUGACGUCAAUAGUUGGCGGUGUGACACUACGGUGACACUGCCGGCUGAAACUGAAACCCGAACCGAACCAGCCCGGUUCAAACCACCGCCGACUGGCGCACCAGCGGCCCCUGCUCCUUCUACCAACCUCAUCCGCUCUUCUCCAUCUUCCUCUCCUCCUCUGCUCCUCCGCUUCCUCUUCUUCACCUCUUCUAUCUCCUCUCUGCUCAGAGACAGGCUUCUUAUUAUCCUCCUCUUGCCGCUCUGCUGCUCUUCCCGCAAUCAUGUCCUGGAAACUCACAAAAAAACUCCGCGAGACCCAUCUCUCGAACCUCUCCUCUAGAUCGUCCUCUACAUCUACAAUCACCCCCCAGAACUUUGAAGAAAAAGAAAAAGAAAAGGAAUCCGAAAAGUCAAAGUCAAAGCAUCACCAUCAUUUCUACCUCUCCAGCAAGCACGAAGACACCUCUCCCUCCGAAAAGAAAGACUCCGCCGCUUCCGCCUCCGCUGCUUCUUCCUCCUCCUCUUUCUCGCCCGGCCACAGAUCACAACCCUCGACCACCUCGACCGUGCGCCCGGGCCUUCUCAUCGUCACAAUCCACGAAGCCGCCGGCCUCUCCCUGCCGCCCUCCUACACGCACGCCCAGCACGGCCAAUCCUCCGCCUCGUCGUUCUCAUCCUCUAGCUCGACCUCCCGCCACUUUCUUCCCUACCUCGUCCUCGAAUUCGACAAGACGCAGGUGAUCCUCGACGCCCACUCCGGCACAAUCGAAAACCCAAAGUGGGAACAGACCGCAAACUUCGACGUCAGCAGGAGCGAGACCCUCACCGUCUCUCUCUACGUCCGCAACCCGGGCGCGUUCUUCACCAGCAAGGACGGUGCAAACUCAAGCUCGUCGUCGAACGGCGAGUCCAAGAAACUCGAGGAGGACAUCCUUCUUGGCUCGUGCAAGCUCACUCCGAAGCUCGAUCCGAGCGCCGGCAAGCGCGACGAGAGCAUCGCUGUGUCGUGGGGCACGGGCAAAGUUCAUCUGACGGUGCAGUACAAGCCGAAUCAGAAGGCGGCGCUGACUAUCGACGACUUUGAUCUGCUCAAGGUCGUCGGCAAGGGCUCGUUCGGCAAAGUUAUGCAGGUCCGCAAGAAGGACACCAACCGGAUCUAUGCGCUCAAGACGAUCCGCAAGGCGCACAUCGUCUCGCGAUCAGAAGUCAACCACACGCUUGCCGAGCGGACAGUGCUCGCGCAGAUCGACAACCCGUUCAUCGUCCCGCUCAAGUUCUCGUUCCAGAGCCCCGAGAAGCUUUACUUUGUGCUCGCCUUCAUCAACGGUGGCGAGCUCUUCCACCAUCUCCAGCGCGAGGGCAAGUUCGAUCUCAACCGCGCGCGCUUCUACACCGCCGAGCUUCUUUGCGCGCUCGAGUGCCUGCACGGAUUCAACGUCAUCUACCGCGACCUCAAGCCCGAAAACAUCUUGCUCGACUACACCGGGCACAUUGCCUUGUGUGAUUUCGGUCUCUGCAAGCUAAACAUGCGCGAGGACGACAAGACAAACACCUUCUGCGGCACGCCCGAGUACCUCGCGCCCGAGCUCCUGCUCGGACAGGGCUACACGAAGACCGUCGACUGGUGGACGCUCGGCGUGCUGCUGUACGAGAUGCUGACCGGCCUCCCUCCGUUCUACGACGAAAACACAAACGAGAUGUACCGCAAGAUCCUGCAAGACCCGCUGCGCUUCCCCGACGACAUGGACAAAGACGCCAAGAGCCUGCUAACAGGUCUUUUGAACCGCGAUCCCAAGCAAAGACUGGGCGCCAACGGACCGGCCGAGAUCAAGAACCACAAGUUCUUUGUGGAAAUCGACUGGAAGAAGUUGCUCGGCAAGAAGUACCCGCCGCCGUUCAAGCCGAGCGUCGCGUCCGCGACCGACACGUCUAACUUUGACAAGGAGUUCACGAACGAGGUGCCGACGGACUCUGUGGUGGACGAUUACCUGUCUGAGAGCGUGCAGCGGCAGUUUGGCGGAUGGACAUACUCUGACAGUCGGUUGGGUACUACGUUGGGUAACUCUGGACCCGGUCCUGGUAGUGUUAUCGGAUAGUCACUCGAAUGAAUCAUAGUUCAUAUCACGUCGUUCAACUCACGUUCUGAUCAACUGCAUUUUUCUUUCUCUUUCGUUUUCUACGUUGUUCAUUUACAGUUUUAUUUAUCUAUUUUGUCACAUAGUUAUGGGAUUUGGUUGAAUCGGAAAUACACAGGCGAAAUGUUUUCAUUUAUUUAUUUCAUUAUCAGUUUUCUUCGUUCAUUUAGUUUGUUGUGUUGUUGGGAGGUAGUUUUAUAUGCAAUUAGUUAUAUAGGCUACCUACACCUUAUUAUCUACUGAAACUCUGCAUGCGAGGUGAUGCAUGA